AUGUCUAACUCGCAAGUAUCAAAGGGCCCAGUCACCCAUGAUGGCUUCAAAGGGCCUAGUAGUCAACUCGACAUUGAGAAGCCAACGACAGAAUUCCCGGAAGGUGGAACUCGAGCAUGGAUGGUAGUUUUAGGGGCGUUUUGUGUGUCUUUCUCGACUUUUGGGUACAUGAACGCUUAUGGAGUCUACCAAGAUUAUUAUACCGAGCACUUUCUCUCCAACGAAACUUCAUCAACUAUUUCUUGGAUUGGAUCUGUUCAAGUCUGUUUCCUUUUCGCUGGUAGCCUUAUCGGUGGGCCAUUGUUUGACCGUUAUGGCGCUUCGAUUAUACAUGCACCCGCCAUCGCCGUCGCGCUGUCGGUAAUGAUGACAUCUCUGUGUCAAAAGUAUUAUCAAUUCAUGCUUGCUCAAGGGGUUUUGGGAGGAAUUGCUUCUGGCAUGUUAUUCGCCCCCGUCAUGACAUGUGUCAGCCAUUACUUUCAGAAGCGACGUGCGGCAGCCCUCGGUGUGGUGGUCUCCGGAUCUUCCAUUGGGGGAGUUAUAUUUCCCAUUGCUUUGAGCAAGAUGCUGGAAAACGAACACUUGGGAUUCGGAUGGUCCGUCCGAAUUGCAGGGUUCAUCAUCUUGUUUAUGGUAUUAAUAGGGAUGAUAACUUUGAAAGAGCGACUUCCUCCUCGCCGAGGCAAAGUCCUCUUACCGGCAGCUUUCAUUCGCACACCAUAUACCCUCGUCACGCUCGGUAUUUUCUUCAUGAUGUGGGGACAAUUUACCCCUUUUUUCUAUCUACCGCAAUAUGCGCAGUCUCAUGGCAUGGGAUUACAGCUUUCAUCCUACCUUUUGUCGAUUCUCAAUGCUGCCUCAGUUUUUGGAAGGAUAUUGCCAGGCAUUGUUGCGGAUAGGUUUGGUCGCUUCAACAUGUUGAUCUUCACCAGUCUCUGUACUGGGGUUCUGCUACUUUGCUGGAUCAGGGUCACUUCAGAUGCGGCAAUCAUUGUCUUCUCGGUACUCUAUGGUUUCUUUUCGGGCGGAAUAGUGUCAUUAACGUCCCCUUGCAUCGCCCAAGUGACUCCAAGUCCGGACCAGAUUGGCACCCACCUCGGCAUGUCGUUGGCCAUUGUUGGUAUUGCUGGUCUGACUGGUACGCCGAUAUGUGGUGCGUUACUAGAAAAAUACUCAAGUUACACACAGGCUGCCGUCUUUAGCGGUGUAGUGAUGCUGUUCGGAACCAUUCUGGUCACUGUGGCGAGGUUUUACCUUAAGGCAAAGCUUAUGGUCAUUGUGUGA
Molecule: messenger RNA, 1284 nt
Organism: Penicillium angulare
Lineage: Eukaryota; Fungi; Ascomycota; Eurotiomycetes; Eurotiales; Aspergillaceae
Product: MCT family MFS transporter
Exons: 3
Coding region: 1-1284 (427 amino acids)
Biological process (GO): transmembrane transport
Cellular component (GO): fungal-type vacuole membrane
Molecular function (GO): transmembrane transporter activity
Source: RefSeq, a predicted model, not a curated record